Molecule: messenger RNA, 1241 nt
Organism: Zychaea mexicana
Lineage: Eukaryota; Fungi; Mucoromycota; Mucoromycetes; Mucorales; Lichtheimiaceae
Product: formaldehyde dehydrogenase
Exons: 8
Coding region: 61-1200 (379 amino acids)
Biological process (GO): formaldehyde catabolic process
Cellular component (GO): cytosol
Molecular function (GO): zinc ion binding; S-(hydroxymethyl)glutathione dehydrogenase [NAD(P)+] activity
Source: RefSeq, a predicted model, not a curated record
UUUUUUUUUUUUUCACACUUUAUUUUUAUUCCUUCUACACAUUCAUACACGACAACAAACAUGUCUACUGCUGGUCAGGUUAUCAAGUGCCGUGCUGCCGUCGCCUGGGAGGCUGGCAAGCCUCUCUCCAUUGAGGAAGUUGAGGUUGCACCACCAAAAGCCCACGAAGUCCGUAUCAAGAUCCUUUACACCGGCGUUUGCCACACCGAUUCAUAUACUCUCUCUGGCAGUGAUGCUGAGGGUGUGUUCCCUUCUAUCCUCGGUCACGAAGGUGGCGGUAUUGUCGAGUCGGUCGGUGAGGGUGUCACUGAAGUUGCACCCGGUGACCAUGUCAUUCCUCUCUACACUGCCGAGUGCCGCGAGUGCAAAUUCUGCAAGAGCGGCAAGACCAACCUUUGCGGUUCCGUCAGAGCCACUCAGGGUCGUGGUUUGAUGCCUGAUGAGACUGUUCGUUUCACCUGCAAGGGCAAGCCUAUCUACCACUACAUGGGCUGCUCCACUUUCUCCGAAUACACUGUCGUCGCCGAUGUCUCCGUCGUCAAGGUCGACCCCAAGCCCAGCCUUCAGAAGCUCUGUCUUUUGGGUUGCGGUGUCACCACUGGUUUCGGUGCAGCCACCAAGACUGCCAAGGUCACCGCUGGUUCCUCUGUUGCCAUUUUCGGUAUGGGAUGCAUUGGCUUGAGCGUUGCUCAAGGUGUUGUGUACAACGGCGCCUCGCGCAUCAUUGCUGUUGAUACGAACCCUGCCAAGGAAAAGUUGGCCCGUGAGUUUGGCUGCACUGAGUUUGUCAACCCUAAGGAUUUCAACGAGCCCAUCCAGCAGGUGCUUGUUAACAUGACCGACGGUGGUUUGGACUACACCUUUGACUGCACGGGUAACGUUCACGUGAUGCGCUCUGCUCUCGAAGCAUGCCACAAGGGCUGGGGCGAGUCCACCAUCAUUGGUGUUGCCGCAGCUGGUCAGGAAAUCAGCACGCGCCCAUUCCAGUUGGUCACCGGUCGUGUAUGGCGCGGAUCUGCCUUUGGUGGCGUCAAGGGCCGCUCCGAAAUGGGCGGUUUGGUGCAGAACUAUCUUGAUGGCAAGCUCAAGGUCGACGAGUUUAUCACUCACACUAUGGACUUUGACGAUAUCAACAAGGCCUUCGAUGCUAUGCACUCGGGCGAUUGCAUUCGUGCCGUUGUCACUGUCUGCAAGGAGUAAAUCUUAGUACUUGAAUAAUAAAAAGAAAUUAACAACAAUGA